This is a messenger RNA of Pestalotiopsis fici W106-1, 1698 nucleotides long. RefSeq lists its product as uncharacterized. Bases 1 to 1698 code for a protein of 565 amino acids. Gene Ontology annotation, biological process: transmembrane transport. Gene Ontology annotation, molecular function: transmembrane transporter activity. The record is from RefSeq and is a predicted model, not a curated record. Lineage: Eukaryota; Fungi; Ascomycota; Sordariomycetes; Amphisphaeriales; Sporocadaceae. The transcript has 4 exons.
AUGGCGCCCGAGAUCAUGGCAGUCGCUCAUCCCGACGAACUCUCAACGGCGACUCGAACGACGCCGGGAACUGAACUAUUAUACCACAACGAUAAAGAUCACGCCAUCACGACUGUGGAAGGGUAUCCAAUUCAGUACAUUGAGAGAGAUGAUGGUUGUAUCAUUCUAGUACCUCAGCCAUCGCCGAAUGAUCCCAAUGACCCCUUGCGUUGGCCUGCAUGGCUCAAAUGGAGUACCUUUCUAAAUGCCUUGAGCUACUCAUUCAUGGGCGGCGUGACGGGUCCCAUCAUGGCUGCAAUGAUGAUUCCGCUCUCGGAGCGAUUUGGUCAGACAUUGCAAAGAAUGUCCUAUGCCAACGGGGCGACUCUUGUAUGCCAGGGCGUCGGCAAUACGCUGUGGAUGCCCCUUGCCAUCAAGUUUGGGAGGCGACCAGUCUACCUGGCAUCCAACACUCUCAUGGGCAUUGCCUGCAUCUGGCUAGGUGUAGCAACGAAUGCGUCUUAUACGCCCUUCAUCAUUGGCCGGGCGUUUCUUGGGCUCUUUGAAGCGCCGAUCGAGUCGAUUGUCCCCAGCACCGUUACUGAUAUCUUCUUUCUACACAAUCGAGGCGCUCGCAUCUCCAUGUACGGUCUGUCCGUACUUGGAGGUAAUGAGCUUGGACCCUUGUUUUCUGCAAUCAUAUUUCAGUCCCUUGGCUCAGCAUGGGCAUUCUACAUUGUAGCCAUCUUUAUUUUCGCCAACUCAAUCACCAUGUUCUUCUUCAUGCCAGAGAGCAGGUAUCUGGGCGCACGACCAACUGUGAGCUUGGCUCCCUCGGGCCCAACGCCAGCGGCACAAGCUCGAGACAAGGGCGGUGUCGAGAUGGUGGAAGACGUGAGAGAGACGCGGCCCCAUGCCAAGACGCUCGUGGCUGCGCAAAAGACAUCCCUCGGUGAAGUGGUUCCCAAGCAAAGCUUUGGCCGGAAUCUUGCCUUAUGGGAGGCGCCCGACAAGAACGCUGGCCUCGCAAAGGACUUUCUCCGGCCCUUUAUUCUUUUGACAUAUCCUACCGUUCUGUGGACUUGUUUGAUUUACGGAGCAUCUUUGGGUUGGAAUGUGAUACUUGGUGCCACAGUGGCCCAACUCUUUGAGCCGCAGUACGGCUUUGAUUCACAGGCCCAAGGUCUCGUGUUUCUCGCCCCCUUUGUUGGAUCCCUCGUCGGCACCUGGCUCUGCGGACCCAUGGCCGACUCCAUCGCCAACUAUUAUACCAGGCUCAAUGAUGGUGUGCGCGAGCCCGAGAUGCGACUCCCUACGUGUGCAAUCGCAGCCGCGUUGACAACUGCUGGCGCCCUUGUAGCGUCUCUCACCUAUCACUACGACACGCAUUGGAUUGGACCCAUUUUUGGAAUUGGUAUCUUGGGUGCUGGUGCUCAAAUGGGAGCCACACUUUCCAUGAGCUACGCAUCAGACUGUCACACAGAUCUCAUUGUCGAGCUCAUGGUCGCGGUGGCUUCACUCAAGUCGCUUAUUGCAUGGAUAUGGACUUGGGUUAUCAACGACUGGAUUGCUGCUCAGGGAAUGCUCGUCGCCUUCAUGACUGUUGCUGCGAUCAAUAUUGUUCUUUAUCUGACGACGAUUUUGCUCUACAUUUAUGGGAAGAGGCUGCGAACCUGGAUUCAUGAGCACGACAUGUUGGCCAAGGCAGGUCUGCGGUAG